This is a messenger RNA of Aethina tumida (small hive beetle), 3789 nucleotides long. Its product is annotated as endoplasmic reticulum transmembrane helix translocase. Gene Ontology annotation, biological process: intracellular calcium ion homeostasis. Gene Ontology annotation, molecular function: ATP hydrolysis activity; ATP binding; P-type ion transporter activity. Gene Ontology annotation, cellular component: endoplasmic reticulum membrane. The coding region runs from base 86 to 3562 and encodes 1158 amino acids. The transcript is spliced from 9 exons. The record is from RefSeq and is a predicted model, not a curated record. Lineage: Eukaryota; Metazoa; Arthropoda; Insecta; Coleoptera; Nitidulidae.
UCAGAAAUUCUAAAAUCAUAUGUCGCGGAAUGAAAAUUAAUCGUGUGUUGCGCUUCUAAAACAAAUAAAUUAUUUCAGUGAAACGAUGAGCGCAAAUCCAAAGUUGGACGAUCUAGUUCAAUCAGUGACGUUAUACACAUUAAAACCAACAGUAUUUCAUUUAUAUGUGUUGCCAUUUCUUGUAUUUUAUUCAAUUUGGCUUUACGUGUGGUUGGGGAUAUACGGAUUUUCUGAACACUACGAAGGUGGUUUUGUGGGUCUAGCUGUUAUUGGUUGUUUCCAAAUUUUAUCAUGUUUGGCGUGUUACUGGUCGGUGCAUGUUCACUGUGUAUUUACUUGCAAAAAGGAAAAUGACCCCGUCAAAGCGACUGUGGUAAAAGUAGUGCCAACAGCUAACAAUGGAUCUGCAGAAAUUGUCCAGCUAUUUACCAGAAGAGAUGAUCGUGGCAUUUCUAUAUGGUUUACUUUCCAAAAAACUAAAUACCUUUGGGAUUCUGAUAAAAAAACAUUUAGAGGCCUUGAAUAUCCUAUUCAUAAUGCCUAUACAGAGUAUAGUUCUUGGAAGGGCUAUCAAGAAGACCAAGAUAUCCAACAUGCAGAAAAUUUCUAUGGUAAAAAUGAACUUGACAUGGUUGUACCUGAAUUCAUGGAACUAUUUAAAGAACGGGCUACUGCUCCAUUUUUUGUUUUCCAAGUAUUUUGUGUGAGUCUUUGGUGUAUGGAUAAAUAUUGGUAUUACUCUAUAUUUACUUUGAUGAUGUUAAUUCUCUUUGAAUGUACUUUGGUUCAACAACAACUAAAAAACAUGUCUGAAAUUAGAAAAAUGGGAAAUAAACCUUACAACAUUUUGGUGUACAGAAACAGAAAAUGGCGUUCAAUUCUAACAAGUGAACUUAUACCUGGCGACAUUAUAUCAAUCACUCGUUCACAGAAGGAUAAUUUAAUACCUUGUGAUGUUUUGUUAAUCAGGGGAUCAUGCAUUGUGGAUGAAAGUAUGUUGACAGGAGAAUCAGUACCUCAAAUGAAAGAGCCAAUAGAAAGUGUUGUAGAUCAAAAAAAAAUUCUUGAUCCUGAUACUGAUGGCAAAUUGCAUGUCUUAUUUGGAGGCACAAAAGUUGUACAACAUACUGCACCUACAAAAGCAACCAGUGGAUUGAGACCAAAUGACAAUGGAUGUGUUGCAUAUGUACUAAGAACAGGCUUCAACACUUCACAAGGAAAACUCCUUAGAACAAUUUUGUUUGGUGUAAAGAGAGUUACAGCAAAUAAUAAAGAGACAUUUGGAUUUAUAAUGUUCUUAUUGGUAUUUGCAAUUGCUGCCGCGUGGUACGUGUGGGUGAAAGGAAUUGAAGAUCCUGAAAGAAACAGGUAUAAGCUUUUCCUUGAAUGUACCUUGAUCUUAACAUCAGUAAUACCUCCAGAGUUACCAAUUGAAUUGUCCUUGGCAGUAAAUACAUCGUUAAUUGCGUUAUCGAAGCUAGGCGUCUUUUGCACGGAACCAUUUAGAAUUCCAUUUGCAGGAAAAGUGGACAUUUGCUGCUUUGACAAAACCGGAACGUUGACGAGUGACAAUUUAAUUGUGGAAGGAGUCGCUCUGGCGAAGAAUGAUUCCAAAGUUACGGCAAUUGCAGAUGCGCCAAUGGAAUCUAUACAAGUACUCGCAACGUGUCAUUCAUUGACUCAAUUAGAUGAUGGGCUCGUCGGCGAUCCACUGGAAAAGGCCACGUUAACCGCAGUGGAAUGGUAUGUUACCAAAGCUGAUGCCGUAGUACCGCGAAAAGGAAAGUCUCCCGGCUUUAAAAUUUUUGUGCGACACCAUUUUUCUUCAACUUUAAAAAGGAUGUCUGUCAUAGCUGGAUACAAUCCAUUUGGCUCAACUGAAACCUGCUAUAUUGCCAGUGUUAAAGGUGCUCCUGAAACCUUAAAAUCAAUGUAUGCUGAAGUUCCAGAAAAAUACGACGAAGUAUAUUUAGAAUUGGCCAGGCGAGGUGCCAGAGUGUUAGCCAUGGGGUACCGUGAAAUUGGAAAACUGUCAACACAAGAACUCCGCGAUAUGACCAGGGAAGACGUCGAAAAAGAUUUGAAAUUCGCCGGAUUUGUAAUAAUAUCUUGUCCGUUGAAGACCGAUUCGAAAGCAGUAAUAAAAGAAUUGCAAAACGCUUCUCACGGCGUCGUCAUGAUUACUGGAGACAACGCUCUUACAGCUUGUCACGUGGCCAAAGAACUCAAAUUUACCACACAUCCAACUUUGAUCUUGACCGAGAGUGGUGACACCUUUUUGUGGCGGGCAAUCGAUGAAAGUGUAGAAUUACCUUUAGAUUACGAUUAUAAAAAUCUAGUCAAGAAAUAUGAUUUGUGUAUAACGGGAGACGGUCUUAAUUACCUUGUAAAUAACUAUCACGCCUUUCUUAACUUGAUAUUGCCUUACAUAACAGUAUUCGCUAGAUUUGCACCGAAGCAGAAAGAAUUUGUUGUUUUACAAUUGAAAAAUUUGGGGUACACCACCCUCAUGUGCGGUGACGGCACUAACGAUGUGGGAGCAUUGAAACACGCUCACGUAGGUGUAGCUAUUUUAACGAACGCACCAGAAUCUCUACCCGAUGUGAAGGAAUUACGGGAAAAAGCAAGAGCGCAACGAGAAUUAUUGGCCCAACCACAGCCAAGAAAUAGGCCGAAUCAUGCCAGACUAAUCGAACAAAGAGAGAAAUUGCAAGCGAACAUGAAUAAAAUGAUAAAAGAAAUGGAAGCGGAAGAACAAGUACAGGUGGUGAAAUUGGGCGACGCGAGUAUCGCCUCUCCAUUUACAAGCAGAUUAUCAUCAAUUAUGUGUAUAUGCCACAUUAUCAAACAAGGUAGAUGUACGUUGGUCACAACAUUACAAAUGUUCAAAAUUUUGGCUUUGAACGCGUUGAUUUUGGCUUAUACACAGUCGGUCUUGUACUUGGACGGAAUUAAGUUGAGGGAUAUGCAGGCUACUUUACAGGGUUUGCUGCUGGCCGCCUGUUUCCUAUUUAUUUCUCGAUCGCAACCUUUGAAAACUUUAUCGAAGAAAAGGCCAUUACCAAAUAUUUUCAACGUUUACACAAUAAUGACUGUCUUAUUACAGUUUGCUGUACAUUUUUGUUGUUUAAUUUUCCUCGUACAACAAGCAAAAUUGAGAACACCUAUCGACGAAGCAGAAAAGCUAUCGAAAAAUUUAACUGAUGAAGAGGAAGACGCUUUGUUCAAGCCAAAUAUUAUAAACAGUACUGUUUAUAUAAUUUCUAUGGCUCUUCAAAUCGCUACAUUCGCUAUAAACUAUAGGGGGAACCCAUAUAUGGAGAGCCUCAGACAAAAUAAAGCGUUAUUGUACAGUAUUGUGGGUUCGUCAGCAGUGGUUUUAGCCUUAACUUUGGGAAUUCUUCCGGAAUUAUCCAGCUUGUUUGAAAUUAUCGACUUUCCCCCAGAUUUCCGGAUUAUUUUACUUGAGGUACUCUUCGCUGAUUUCUUCUUUUCGUUUUUGUUUGACAGGAUUUGUUUAUGGUUAUUUGAAGGGUCGAGUAAAUUUUCAAAAAAAGACUAAUUUUUUGAAUAGUGUUUUAUUUACAUCUAGGAAAUAUAAUUUAAUUCGCCAUUCCAUCGCACUGUAAAUAUUUACAGUGCAUUAAUUUAUAAACUUAAUAUAUAUGAGAGAUAGGUUGCUGAUCAUUUUUUGUAAUAAUUAGUAAAUUGUAUAUGCACCAUCUUCAUUCACAUGUAAGUGUGUAUUGUGUACCUAUUACAAUUGAAUAAAUUAUAUGAAAAUUGUUA